This is a messenger RNA of Candida tropicalis MYA-3404, 1542 nucleotides long. RefSeq names its product zinc finger-containing protein (gene ZPR1). The transcript has a single exon. Gene Ontology annotation, molecular function: zinc ion binding. The record is from RefSeq and is a predicted model, not a curated record. NCBI's taxonomy places the organism in Eukaryota, Fungi, Ascomycota, Pichiomycetes, Serinales, Debaryomycetaceae. Bases 1 to 1542 code for a protein of 513 amino acids. Gene Ontology annotation, cellular component: nucleus; cytoplasm.
AUGGAUAAUUCAGAUUCUCAUAUCGAUAAGAAAAUCAAAUUAGAUAAUCCAGACAUGUCUUCAUCCGAACAACCAAAAAAAGAAGAAUUUUUCUCAACUGUUGGAGAACAAGCUCAAGAAGUUGAUAAUAGUAUUAGACAAACAGGAGCUGAAGAUGCUGAAGGACAUCCAGUUCAAGAAGUUGAAUCAUUAUGUAUGAAUUGUCAUAAAAAUGGUGUUACUAGAAUGUUAUUAACUAGAAUUCCAUAUUUUAGAGAAAUUAUUAUCAUGUCAUUUGAAUGUCCUCAUUGUGGAUUUAAAAAUAGUGAAAUUCAACCAGCUGCACAAAUUGCUGAAAAAGGUGCUAGAUAUAUUAUGAAAAUUGAAAAAAAAGAAGAUUUCAAUCGUCAAGUUGUUAAAAGUGAAACUGCAACUGUUAGAUUUAAUGAAUUAGAUAUUGAAAUUCCUCCAAAAAGAGGUCAAUUAAUUAAUGUUGAAGGUAUUUUACAAGAAAUGAUUGAAGAUUUACAAGCUGAUCAAGAAGAAAGAAAGAAAAUUCAACCUGAAAUUUAUGAAAAAAUUGAAUCAGUCAUUAAUAAAAUCAAUUCUUUUAUUAAUUGUGAACCAAAUACUUUACCAUUAACUAUUACUAUUGAUGAUCCUGCUGGUAAUUCUUGGAUUGAAUAUGUUCCAGGUGAACCAACUCAUAAAUGGUCAAUGUAUGAAUAUAAUAGAACUGCUGAACAAAAUGUCUUUUUAGGUUUAAUUUCCGCUGAUGAUGUUGCCCAACAUAAACAACAAGAACUUGCUAAUAAAAAACAAGCUACUGAUUCAAAUAUUUCCUCAAAUUUAAAACAAGAACAAGAAAAUUCAACUAAUACAAAUAAUAAUAAUAAUGAUACCAAUCCACGUGUAACUGGAUUUAAAUCAGAUGCAACUGAAAUUGAAAAUUUUGAAAAUGAAGUUCAAACAUUUUCAGCUACUUGUUCAUCAUGUUAUAAACCAUGUGAAACACAUAUGAAAACAGUUAAUAUUCCACAUUUUAAAGAUGUUAUUUUAAUGUCUACAGUAUGUGAUCAUUGUGGUUAUAAAUCAAAUGAAGUUAAAACAGGUGGUGCUAUACCUGAUAAAGGUAAAAGAAUUACUUUAAAAAUUACUGAUCCUGAAGAUUUAGCAAGAGAUAUUUUAAAAAGUGAAACUUGUGGUUUAAAUAUUCCUGAAUUAAAUUUAGAUUUAACUCCAGGUACUUUAGGUGGUAGAUUUACUACAAUUGAAGGUUUAUUAACUCAAGUUGCUGAAGAAUUGCAUAGUAGAGUUUUCACUCAAACUUCUGAUUCAAUGGAUCAAGAAACUAAAACUAGAUGGACUAGUUUUUUUGCAAGAUUACAAGAUGCUAUCGAUGGUAAAAUUGGUUUCACUAUUAUAAUGGAAGAUCCUUUAGCUUCUUCUUAUAUUCAAAAUGUUUAUGCUCCUGAUAAUGAUCCAAAUAUGACAAUUGAAGAAUUUGAAAGAACUUUUGAACAAAAUGAAAGUUUGGGUUUAAAUGAUAUUAAAACUGAUUAG